AUGAAUCUGUCCACGGACCGAGUUCUGCUUCUGUUAACCCUUCUGACAGCUUUGCAGACCCUGAUCCAAAUGUUGAUCAGAGGGUCCAAUGACUGGGCCCGAGCCUCCCCCGUUGGCACUGAGGGCAGAGGGCCCCCGCUGUGCCAACCGGGCUUUUCGGAGGAUGUGUACCACACUACCGUGCCAGAGGAAGUGUCUGAGGGGCAGCCCCUGCUCAACGUGAAGUUUUUGGACUGCAGCAGAGGGAGUCAGCCACGGUUUGAAUGCAGUAAUCCAACAGAUUUUCGAAUAGAAACAGAUGGAGUGCUGUAUGCCCUGCAUCCACUGCACCUGUCCCCCUCCCAACCACUGGUCCUGGUCAUUAAAGCGUGGGACGACCUCUCACGGAGACAGUGGCUGACUGAAGUGCGACUCUAUCCCUCACCCAGUCGGACAGCAGAGUCUCUUACACCCCCUCUCCAUUGUCCCCAUGUGCAGGGGGGGGCCAAGGUUCUGCCAGAGAUCAUCAUCCCGUCCCAGGAGCAGGAUGGCAGGAGCGGCAGUGGAGUGCAGUUGAAACGCAUGAAGAGAGACUGGGUCAUUCCCCCCAUCAACGUCCCCGAAAACUCCAGAGGUCCUUUCCCCCAGGAGCUAGUCCGGAUCCGAUCGGACCACGAUAAGACCCGUCACCUGAGAUACAGUGUGACCGGACCUGGUGCUGACCAGCCACCCACCGGCAUAUUCGUGAUCAACCCCAUCUCCGGAGAGCUGACCGUCAACAGGCCACUGGACCGGGAAAACAUCCCCAGUUUCCAUCUGAGGGCUCAUGCUGUGGACCUGAAUGGUAAUCAGGUGGAAAACCCCAUUGAUAUUGUCAUCAAUGUGAUUGAUAUGAAUGACAAUCGACCAGAGUUUGUUUAUCAGAAGUGGAAUGGAACUGUGCCAGAAGGCUCUAAACCAGGCACAGCAGUUAUGACUGUAACAGCUUUGGACAAAGAUGACCCUAAAACCCAAAAUGGACAGCUACGCUACAAGAUCCUCUCCCAGAAUCCCGAGAGUCCCACCUCCAAUAUGUUCACCAUCAACAACAAGACAGGGAGCAUCAUUACUGUGGCGGCCGGUCUGGACAGAGAGAAAGUGCCCCAAUACACACUGAUCAUCCAGGCCACAGACAUGGAGGGCAACCCUACAUAUGGUCUGUCCAACACAGCAACUGCCAUUAUCAGAGUCACCGAUGUCAACGACAACCCACCAGAGUUCACCACUGAAACUUUUUACGGAGAGGUUCCAGAAAACCAGGUCAAUGUCAUCGUUGCCAACCUCACAGUGACGGACAAAGACCAGCCCCACACUCCCGCAUGGAAUGCCGUCUACAAAAUCACCGCGGGUGACCCCACCGGCCGCUUCUUGGUGCCCACUGAUCCCUCCACUAAUGAGGGCCUGGUGACAGUCGUGAAGCCCAUUGACUAUGAAAUGAGCAGGGCAUUUGUGUUGACGGUGGUGGCAGUGAAUGAGGUUCCACUGGCCCAGGGUAUCCACCUACCCCGUCAGUCCACGGCCACUGUAUCUAUCCAGGUCACUGAUGUGAAUGAAAGCCCUUAUUUUGAGCCAAACCCCAAACUCAUCCGCCUGGAGGAAGGCAUGAUGGCAGACUCCUUGCUGACCAUAUUCACUGCCCAAGACCCUGAUCGCUUCAUGCAACAGACCAUACGAUAUUCCAAACUCUCAGAUCCCGCUAACUGGCUAACCAUCAGCCCUAGCAAUGGAAGGAUUUCCACCACUGCUGUCCUGGACAGGGAGUCUCCAUACGUCAAGGAUAAUUUGUACAAUGCCACAUUUCUUGCCACGGACAGUGGCGUGCCUCCUGCCAGUGGAACGGGGACGCUGCAGAUCUUCCUCCUGGACAUUAACGACAACGCCCCACGUGUUUUCCCUCAGGAGGUGGAGGUGUGUGAGAAGCCCGAGCCCAAUGCCAUAAACAUCACAGCCGUGGACGGAGACCUGGACCCCAAUGCCGGACCCUUUGCCUUUGAGCUCCCUCUCAGACCCCCUGAGGUACAAAGAAACUGGACCAUCACUCGGCUCAGUGGUGAAAUGGCUCAGAUUAGUCUGAAGCUGAGCUUUCUGGAGAGAGGUAUCUAUGAGAUUCCCAUCCACAUCACUGACUCAGGGAACUUGCCCCUGGCCAACACGUCGUACCUGCGGGUCAAAGUGUGUCAGUGUGACCAUAACGGAGACUGUACCGACCAGGAACGCAUCAUGGCGGCUGGCCUUGGCACAGGAGCCAUCAUCGCCAUCCUCCUCUGCAUCAUCAUCCUCCUGAUCCUGGUGUUGUUGUUUGUGGUAUGGAUGAAGAGGAGAGAUAAAGAGCGGCAAGCUAAACAAUUACUUAUUGACCCUGAGGACGAUGUGAGAGACAACAUUCUUAAAUAUGAUGAAGAGGGCGGAGGAGAGGAGGACCAGGAUUAUGACCUGAGUCAGCUUCAGCAGCCCGACACCAUGGAGCCAGAUAACAUCAAGCCUGUGGGCAUCAGACGCCUGGAUGAGCGCCCCCUGCACCCAGAGCCUCAGUACCCCGUCAGAUCUGCCGCCCCCCACCCCGGGGAUAUCGGCGACUUCAUCAACGAGGGCCUGAAAGCGGCGGAUAACGACCCCACGGCUCCUCCAUACGAUUCACUGUUGGUUUUUGACUACGAGGGCAGCGGCUCCACGGCUGGCUCGCUGAGCUCCAUCAACUCCUCCAGCAGCGGCGGUGACCAGGACUACGAUUACCUCAGUGACUGGGGCCCACGCUUCCGCAAGCUGGCAGAUAUGUACGGUGGCUCAGACGAGUGA
This is a messenger RNA of Chanos chanos (milkfish), 2814 nucleotides long. RefSeq names its product cadherin-2. The record is from RefSeq and is a predicted model, not a curated record. Lineage: Eukaryota; Metazoa; Chordata; Actinopteri; Gonorynchiformes; Chanidae. Gene Ontology annotation, molecular function: cadherin binding; beta-catenin binding; calcium ion binding. Bases 1 to 2814 code for a protein of 937 amino acids. Gene Ontology annotation, biological process: calcium-dependent cell-cell adhesion; multicellular organism development; cell-cell adhesion mediated by cadherin. The transcript has 17 exons. Gene Ontology annotation, cellular component: postsynaptic specialization membrane; intercalated disc; lamellipodium.